Molecule: messenger RNA, 1405 nt
Organism: Lycium ferocissimum
Lineage: Eukaryota; Viridiplantae; Streptophyta; Magnoliopsida; Solanales; Solanaceae
Exons: 9
Coding region: 384-1187 (267 amino acids)
Biological process (GO): lipid homeostasis
Cellular component (GO): membrane; endoplasmic reticulum
Source: RefSeq, a predicted model, not a curated record
AAUCGUCCAAGUCUCAGAUUCUCUUCUUUCUUUCUCUUUCCAUUUCCGUUUCCAAACAAAAAAGAACCCCUCAAAGAAUUGCGCGCAUAUAUAUAACUAACCUGCAAACAAGUUUUUUCCCUUCAUAAAAAUAAAGGCAACCCUUUUUUGCUUUCUUUUCAGAAAAUCUUCCUUUUUGUUUGGGGUAAGUCAAAACUAGUCCUUCUUCUUCUUCUUAUAGCCAUCGUUUUUUUCUUUUUUCUUUUUCUACUUUGAUGAUUGAUGGAUUGAAGUGUAACACUGAAUUGUGAAUGAUAAAGUACAGACAAAAGUCAAACUAAGUUUACAGUACAAAAUUUUUAGGGGGUAGGAAAAGCUUCAUUCCUUCUUCUGCUGCAACUUCAAUGGAAAUCAACACUUACCAAACGCGUGCUGAGCUGCUUUUCCGAAGCUGCAUGCUUUCAGAUUCUUGCAUCGUCUACUCGUCUGUUAUUGCUGGCAUUUUCGCAUGCAAACUGGUAUAUGAUCUUAGCAAGAUAUUCACCUCUAUUUACUUUAAGGUCUAUGCUGGGUUCUCAAAAUCCCAACAAGUUGAGUGGAAUAACCGGUCCAUAUCUACUGUUCAUGCAAUAUUCAUUACAGCCAUGUCACUGUACUUGGCAUUCUGGUCAGAUCUUUUCUCUGAUGAUCACCUCUCUGGCCAUGUCACUAUGCGGAGUUCCACUUUAUCAACCUUUGUCUUGGGGGUUUCUGCGGGAUAUUUUGUCACUGAUCUUGCUAUGAUCCUUUGGUUUUAUCCUUCUUUAGGUGGACUGGAGUAUCUGGUUCAUCACCUUCUCUCUAUGGUGGCAGUGACAUAUGCCAUGUUGACUGGUGUGGGGCAGCUUUAUGUGUACUUGGUUUUAGUUUCUGAGGCAACUACCCCUGGGAUCAACUUGAGAUGGUAUCUUGAUGUAGCUGGAUUGAAGAAGUCCAAAGCAUACCUCAUAAAUGGUUUCAUGAUGGUGUUUGCUUGGCUGGUUGCCAGAAUAUUGCUAUUCAUUUACUUGUUCUGCCACGUCUGCAUGCACUAUGAUCAGGUUAAGCAGAUGCAUUCAUUCGCGAUUUUCCUGGUUUCUGUUGUGCCAUUUGUUCUUGCUGUGAUGAACUUGGUGUGGUUUUGGAAGAUUCUGAAAGGACUUAAGAAGACUUUAGCAAAGAGGCACUGAAGUUUGGACCGAUUCCCAUGACAUAUUUUGAUAAAAAAUGUACAUACAACUUGUGAAAUCUCAACCCUUACGAAAAAAGGUAGGUAGGACAGAAGUGGGGUUGCAGGUAGAAAAAAAAAAAUACUUGUCUCCUUGUGUACAUAGAAAUUGGAUACAUCAAGAAUUGAUUUGCUGAUCUCAACUUGAAAGAAAAGAUCAAUAGAAAGAUACUUUCGGAG